Molecule: messenger RNA, 414 nt
Organism: Coniophora puteana RWD-64-598 SS2
Lineage: Eukaryota; Fungi; Basidiomycota; Agaricomycetes; Boletales; Coniophoraceae
Exons: 4
Coding region: 1-414 (137 amino acids)
Source: RefSeq, a predicted model, not a curated record
AUGCUGUAUCAGCAUGUCGCUGGAGCUUGGAGUACCGUACUGGAGUAUGUACUGGCGCUCGAGCGUUUACUAGGGCUCGGUGACUUCACCGAGCGGAGCGUCGCAGGCUAUAUCCCGACGGACGAAGGAAGGACAUCUUCCCUACGUUGUUGGUCGCUCCCGCUAGCCAGUACUGGGCUCCCCUUGUGCCCUUCUGAUUCUCGAAGCGACCGCGCGCUUCCUCCGACUCGGACGAAUCUGAAUGGGCUGGCUGGACGAAUCCGAGGUGGCGAAAUAUGGUCAAACGCGGUUCCUUUUGUCUCUCAGCUUGAAUGGGCUGUCGGGGCAGUUCCUGGCGGAAAUGGAGAGCCAAUAUCUCUCGAAAAAUCUCGGGUUAAACAGACCAAUAUGAAUCGUUAUGUUCUGGUACCGUAG